Anguilla rostrata (American eel) is the source of this 4006-nucleotide messenger RNA. Its product is annotated as E3 ubiquitin-protein ligase TRIM33-like. Gene Ontology annotation, molecular function: protein binding. NCBI's taxonomy places the organism in Eukaryota, Metazoa, Chordata, Actinopteri, Anguilliformes, Anguillidae. Gene Ontology annotation, cellular component: chromatin. The coding region runs from base 651 to 2711 and encodes 686 amino acids. The transcript has 10 exons. The record is from RefSeq and is a predicted model, not a curated record.
AACCUAAAAGUACAAGACAAAAUUCAGCUCUCACAUAUGACAGCAAUAUGUACAGUGAUAAUACAUAAAAUGAUGAUCUAAAGAAAUUAAUAAGCCAUCUCUGCUUACUGCAGUAAUAAAUGUGAGAUGAGGUCAAUUAAUAUUUCACUGCAAAAAGAAAUACUAUAAAACACUGUAAAUGCCAUAUGAAUAUUUUCUAAUAUGGAAGAAUAUUUGCAGCUGUUCACCCCUUGUUAAGCAGGAUGAAGGUCUUACAGUCAGAGCCACACCUGCACGAUUCCGACCUGCAGGCACAUUUCUGGCCACACCCCUUUACAGCACCGCUGUUUGUUUAUAUAUUUAUUUAUUCGCGUCGCACUUGGUAACUGUUAAAUACGCAGGGAGCGGCGGGGUGUAACCUCAUGUUUACUGAAGCUGGUAUUAAUGAGAUGUCCAGGGAAUAGAGCGAGCCGGCAGGCUGCUGUGCUCUGUUUCCCCCGCCCAUCCGCCUCCCAGGCUACCUGCCAGCAUUCUGCUCCCGUCACACGCACCGGAUUCCACAUGAAACCUUUCCCACCUUCGCUUUUAUCCGCGUUUCCAUCUCCGAACACCGCGUGGAACACCGCGGGGAGCUCCUCGGGGACGCAUUACAGGGUUCUGGCUCUUCAGAGAUGUCAUCCUCACCAGCUCACCAGCUUCCCAGCACGCUGUGGAGGAGGAGGAGGAGGAAGAGGAGGUCUGGGGAACAGGCUGCCCCCGUGGAUCCGCCCAAGCCACCCCGAAAUCCCCCUGAGACCCCAACUGUGGGGACCGCCUGCAGCCUAGCAAUCGCCACCAGAGAGCGGAGCGGCAUGGCAGACCUGGAUAGGCAUGUGGGCGUGGCCAGUGAGAGGAAGACAGAGAUUGGCCGGAUAGGAGAGGGCGUGGCCGGGGUCUCUCUCCCACCCGCCACAUGCUUCAGCAGCGCCCCCACCCCGCAGGUUUCUCCCCUGCCCACCUGCAGGACAGAGCCAGACUCUGGCACGGAAGCUAAGGAGAGGCUUGUAUCGAACUCACCGGUCAGUAACAGAGACACUGCGGACACUCAGAGACUUCUGGAAGGUUCCAGGGUUCCGUUUGUGCGUCUGGAGAGGCUGAGGAUGCCGCCGGCGUCCGGCCGGCUGCUGGUGUCCCAGAUCUCGACAGAGCGAAGAAGGCACAACGGUUCUCACCCUGACCCUGAGCUGCCACCAGAGGGCGCUGUUUCCCCAGAGCCGGCGAGAUCCUGCACAAGUCAGGCGCACCGAAGGAAAAUAACGAUCGCGAUUCCCGUUCCUGUUUCCCUGCCGUUUGUGUCACUGCGCAGAAUACAGCAGGGAGAUCUCAGCGAAGGUCAAACUGCAAGGGUGGGUCAACCUCCCCCAGGAGCAAAGAGCACAGGACAGCACCCUCCCAGCCCAGCCCACAAUCCUCCAGGAGUCACACAGGAUCCCAGCCAAAACCCCUCAAUGCCACCGACCACCUCUGAACCAGAGCCCGAUUCAGAUCCCACACCAGAAUCUGAAUCCAAGCCUGAUGUAGAAUUCAAGCCUGAUCUGGAAUUCAAGCCUGAUCUGGAAGCUGAGCUUGAUUUGAAAUCUGAGCCCCAUUUGGAAUGGAAGCCACACCUGGACCUGGGCCUGGACCUGGACCUGAAGCAUCACCUGGAGUCAGACUACAGGCUGCAUUCGGAACCACAGCCUGAAACCGAUUCACAAUCGGAAUCAGAGCAGCAACCGGAAUCCAAGUGGUUCCUGGGAUCGGGGCCAGACAUAAAAUGUGAACCGGAAUCACAGCCAGAGGCGGAUUCAGAGCUGGACCCGGAGUCUACACCGCAGCCAGCUUCUGAGCAUUACCCAGAAUCAGAGCCCGACCCGGGGCUAGAGCCGGAUCCGGACCCGGAGUCGGACCGGGAUCCGGGUCCUCUGGCGGCCCGCGUGGGGAUGUCCCGCCCCUGCACACCCCCCGAAUGGCUGCAGGGGGAGGGGCCCAGGGAGGAGGGGGCGGUGCAGAUGGAGAAUGAGGACUUCUGCGCCGUGUGUCUGAAUGGGGGUGACCUGCUCUGCUGUGACCGCUGCCCCAAAGUCUUCCACCUGUCCUGCCACAUACCUGCUCUGCUCAGCUUCCCUGAGGGUGACUGGCUGUGCACUCUGUGUCGGGACGUCCUGCAGCCAGAGCUGGAGUAUGACUGUGAGAACACACGGCUCUCUGGGGACCACGUACCGAAGCGCGUGUCCUACGGGCUGUCCCCCUGUGAUCAGAGGAGGUGUGAGAAGCUGACGCUGCUCGUCUCCUGCAACAUCCUAAGCGCCCCGUUCCAUGAGCCUGUGAGUCCGCUGGCCCGACACUACUACCAGAUUAUAAAGAGGCCGAUGGAUCUGUCUGCCAUACGGAGCAAGCUGAACCAGAGGCACACUCUGCACUACUGCACACCAGAGGACUACGUGGCCGACGUCUGCCUCAUGUUCAGGAACUGCGCAACGUUUAAUUAUCCCGACUCUGAAGUGGCACAGGCUGGGCGGAGCCUAAAGGCCUUCUUCCAAUCAAAACUCAAGGAGGUGUUUCCCGGCAAGACCUUCCAUCUGGGCAGUGACAGCGAUUCGGACAGCGACGACUACAUGACCUUCUACAGGGCAGGUGUGGAUGGCUUCCCUUGGUCCACCAGGAAGGAACACUGUGACAGGAAGAGGAAGAAGCGCCGGUCUCUACACUGAACCAGAGCAGCCUGGAGUCUCACAGGCUAACAGGCUAACAGGCCAGGAUAGACUAUGGGAUUUUAUUGAGCAAAUGAAUAUUUUGAAUCUUUCCUGUGUACACAGUAUAUUACUUGUUUUAUGUAGAUCUGUGCGAUUCUCGUGUGACAGGAAUGCCACUGUCGAUAAAACUGAAAUAUGCUAAAAAUGAAAUUUAGUAUGCUAAUAAGUCUACUAUUGUAAGUUUGCUAUUAUAGAUUAUAUCACCUGGAAGUGACUUUAAGCUCUUCAUAAUUGUUACUCAUGUUUAUACUCUAUAUUUACAAUUUAUGGCAGCUAGAGCCAGAUUAUUAUAAAUCCAACAAAGACAGUUUAUGUACGUUUUAGGAUUUAAAACCACAUCUUGGGAUCUAAGAUUUACAUUUUUUAAAACUUUUUAUUGUAUACUUUCUUGAAGACAAAAUAUUUUGGUCUGUCCUUUUUUUCUCUCUCUCUUUUUUUUUUUUUUUUACUGGGGCCAGAUAUCCCAAAUGCCCAAACAGAGGGAUCUCUUGGUUAAGUAGAGGAUCUCCUCCUGAAGGGUGCGGGGGUUCACAUUUUUUGGGGAGCUAAUUAAAGGCGGCAUCAUCAGAAAUCACCGACAGCACGAGGCGUGAGAUGAAAGUGAUUUAGAAAUGUUUUCAAAAUGUUGUCUGGGGGGGAGCCGUGGGCGCCACGAGGCGUUGCCAGGCUACGCCUUUGAAUUUCACUCGUGGAAUGUAAUUAGAUUUAUACGUUCGGGCAUUACAGUUUUAUGAGAUGGCUCUAACUUAAGGGACUCCCGCUGUUGCCUUUCUGCAUGUCAGAGGUUUAAUGAAAACGAAAGGAAUCUACUCUGCUGAAGCAGACUGUUGUACUUCACCACUGGACACCAUUUUAUAUUUAUAUAUAUAUAUAUAUAUAUAUAUAUAUAUAUAUAUAACCGCUUCCAUCCAGGCAAAGAGAAAUUAAGUGAAGGUGAAUUAGAGGGAGAGAGUGUACGAUUAUGAAUGUAAAACGCUAUUACUAGAGUUACCAGUUUACACAAUUGAAUUGAAUGUAUAGCAUGGCCUUUUUGUCUAACCUUCGUUCAUAUAAGGAAUUGUCUUUGUAAUAAGCUAAAAGUGACUUUUUUCCUCCAUCCUGCAUGGUCUGUUUUUUUUUUUUUUGUAAGUUUUUUGAAGUUUUUGUUGUUGUAUCCCUUGGAUGGUUUGACAUGUUUUUAUUAGAAUUACUUUGUGGAGUUACAGAAACGGUUAAUUCCUAUUUGAACCCAGUAAAUUUGAUCUUACGUUCCA